This is a messenger RNA of Oncorhynchus gorbuscha (pink salmon), 2806 nucleotides long. RefSeq names its product leukocyte receptor cluster (LRC) member 9 (gene leng9). The transcript is spliced from 9 exons. Lineage: Eukaryota; Metazoa; Chordata; Actinopteri; Salmoniformes; Salmonidae. The record is from RefSeq and is a predicted model, not a curated record. Gene Ontology annotation, molecular function: metal ion binding. The coding region runs from base 250 to 1923 and encodes 557 amino acids.
UGUACAUUUAUAUUAUAGCUUCAUGGUCGUUUUGUUAUUUUGUAUAGUUUGUUUAGUGUCCGUCUUUAUUAAAAGUAACAUGUAUUCAUAUCACGCUGCGCCUUGGUCUCCUCCAUUCAACGAACGUGACACUACCUACUGAAGCGCAGCUCAGAGUUCGUGGUAGUCGUCAUGUGACGAGGAGAGUCACGCGCUUUGGAUCCAGGAGAUGACUCACAGUUUUGGUAUACUCUCUUCGGUUAAUUGACUAUGGCGUCAGAGGAUACAGGUGUGCCUUUGGACUCAGCUGAGAACCUGGAGGACAGGAGAGCACAGGAGCAUAGAGCUACAGAGGGGCCAAAGACAGAGGUCCCAGCCAGUCCCAGCCAAGAUGGACCUCAGGUGACUGCAGCAGAGACAUUCUUCAAAGCACAAAGGACUCGGUUGGGCAACACGGCCUUCCAUCUACCACCAACCUACCGAAGCGCAGCUCAGAGCCAGGAGGAGGGAGCAGGUGUCUGUCAGUUCUUCCUGUUGGGAAAGUGUCGUUUUGGAAACAGGUGUCGUCGAUCUCACAGCACACCAACAUUAGACGACCCAGAGGCUGUUAUAGACCAGGAAAACAGGGAGGGAGAAAAAGAGGGGAAACUCGAGAAGAAAGCAAUAGGGAAUAAAACAAACCAGCCAAAAGACACAGAGGGAAAAGGAUCAACUAAGAAGCCCCGCAUGCGUACAGCUGAUGACGUCAUCUCUCGGAUCCUGUGGGACCCGUCGGUGGAGCCGGCGGACUUUGUGGUGGGGUACGUGGACCGCUUCCUUGGGGUGCUGGAGCGGCCCUUCUCUGAGUUCAACUGGGACACCGACCCCUGCGAUUGUGACUACUCCUCUGAGCUAGCCCUGCCCAGACACAGGAUUCAGUACUUCACCCACAGAGGGCGUAGAGUGUGGGACCGCAACAACAGGACUGACAGGGUGUUUGGAUCCACUGGACAGUGUCUGGCGCCCCCCUUUGGACAGGAGGAGGAGCAAGAGCAGGGGAAAGGGACACAAGAUGUUGAACAACAAGACCCAAAAAACGACCACCGUGAAUCAAGAGAAGAACAAGAUGGAGUCAACACUACAGGGGAGGGAGAAGAGAGUGACGAGUCCCUGAUAAAACAGGAUGUUGAAAACGGACACUUGGCAGAAAGAAAUCAGAGCAAGAUAAGUGUUCAGAUGCCUGAGUCGACCAGACCAGGCACAGGAAGUACUCCACUGAACCAACAGGAAGCAGGAAGAGAAUCCGAACCCUUGGAAGAGGAAGUUCUGAAGGAUUCCGUUUUAGUCGUCAUAGCAGACCAGAUGUCUCUAUCCCAGAGUGAAAGCGAGAGCAGGGGGGAGGAAGGUGAGAAGGAGGAAGAAUGGAAAGAUUACUGGGAUGGAGAGAAAGGCCCAGACCUAGCCCAGUGUCCUUCUGUGCCUGUGGAGCAGAGAACAGAGAGGGGUGGAGGCCGGCCUUCCAAACGUAAGCCCACCCACUUCAUCACCUUCCGGGCCAACACUCCCGCCAUCCUCUCCUCCUUCCAGCACCUUCAGGAGGAGCUCACCUCCCUCCUCCCCUCAUCCACCCCUCAUUGGUUGCCCCCCUCCUCCCUCCACGUCACCCUGUGUCACCUGGUCCUCCCCGGCCCAUCCGAGGUCACUGCCGCUGGGGAGAUGCUCCAACGCUUCGCCUACCUGGACCGCAACCCCCCUGUGGCCGUCUCCUUCCCCCUGAAACUGAAGCACUUUGGUGGGAAAGUUCUCUACCUGAGCCCCCAGCCUCAGCCCCACCUCCAGCAGCUAAAUGCUGGCCUACAGGAGGCCUUCAGAGAGCAGGGCUGGCUGCACAGGGACUCCUUUAACCCACGCUACCAUCUCACCCUGGCCAAGCUUUCUGAAGAUGGUGUACAAAACCGGAAGUAAAAGACACAACAAUGAAACUUAAGAACGGGAAGCAUAGAAAUAGCACUCAGAACAGAUCUACCACUUCUUAGAUUUCAAUGACAAUGACAUAUCUAUAACUCACAUUUCUAUGUGAAUUUGGUCCGCUUCCUAAAAGUUUCAUAUUGCAGCUUGAAAAUUACUCCAUUGAUUAAAAUAUGAAAUCCCAAUGUUCCUGAAGUGCUUCUAUCUGGACCAUGAUGAAGUAGCUGUAAUUGUAACGACUAAUUUACUGUACCAUGUUGUUUUAAGAAGAAAAAUGCUAUUGCAAACUCUUUGCAAUAAGGAAUUGAGACCAAAAGCUCAAGAGAAGUUUCAAGUGUUUAUUACCAAGAGAAUCCCCAUCCAUCUUCUGUUCUGGGCCUGACCCUGCUCUCUGAUCCUAGGCAAUUUCCUGUUAUCUGAUUAGGUCAACAACCUUUCUAAAUGAGCAUACACACAGUUUCAUGGCCUGAACUCUAUUAAUACUCACAGUAAUCAUUCACUACACAGGAUAUAAACAAACUACAGUUUAACUUGAAACAUGUUACAUUUUAAUAGAAUCCAUCAAUGUCUAUAGCUUUCACAUUUCAUUUAGCAGACUUUAAUACUGAUGGAAUAAUGUAAUGUAUUUAAUAUAAUAAUGGCUGAAAUAUUAUCUUUCCAUCAUGGUAACUGCAUCUCAACCAAUUAAUUCUUACUUUGUGGCUACAAAGAUGAUUUUAUAAUUGUAAUAAGAUUAAUUUAAUAUGAAUAUUUUAAUAUAAUCCAACAGAAACCCACUGAUUUCUGCUAUGUUCAUCAUGUAAAAUGUCUGCUUUUACAAAGAAUUAUGACUUUUUGGAUUUGGAUUGCCAAGGACAUUAAAUAUUGAACUUGUAAUUUU